AUGCGACCACACCUCCCACUCUUCCUCGGCGCCUUGUCCAUUCACGCUCUCCCUGGGCUUUCCCAGGCGCCGACAUCGACCGUCGAGGUGAUAGCGACGACGAUAACGAAUUACUAUACCUUGGCCGCACCGACGCGGCCUCUUUCGGCGCAAUACACAAGCAGUCUUGACUUUCGCACUUCGAUCCUCAACUCGACAAACUUCUACCGCUACGAGCAUUCGGCCUCGUACAUAUACUGGAACGAGACGCUGGCAGAAUAUGCGCUCAACUAUUCCAAGAAGUGCGUAUGGGAACACUCGCACGGCCCGUACGGCGAGAACCUCGCCCGGGGAUACACAAACGUCACCCAGGCCGUAGAGGCGUGGGGCGAUGAGCGCGCAUUAUACAACUUCAGCAGUACGAACCCUACCGGCUUCACCGAGGAGACCGGCCACUUUACCCAACUUGUGUGGCAGAGCACACAGUCCACGGGCUGCGGGUGGACGAAUUGCAACGGCACCAACGGGUUAGACGGGAUAUUCCUGGUCUGCGAAUACUGGCCACCGGGGAACAUCGUUGGAGGAAACAAUCGGUAUUUCAAGCAGAAUGUCGCCCCCGAACGAAGUGGAGGAGACAGCGGGUACAACGAAGAAGCAGCCACUCAAGGAGCGACGGGCGGCACGCCGAGUUCGACGAGCGCGAGUCCAACGGCGAGUACGACGAGUGCCGGAGGCCCUUCGACCGUCGAAGUCGGGGUGAGUAGAGUGUUUGUCACUAUAUGCGUGACAAUUGCAGCUGUCUUGUUUGGUUGGGGAAUGUCGUGA
This is a messenger RNA of Exophiala spinifera, 804 nucleotides long. RefSeq lists its product as uncharacterized. Lineage: Eukaryota; Fungi; Ascomycota; Eurotiomycetes; Chaetothyriales; Herpotrichiellaceae. The transcript has a single exon. The coding region runs from base 1 to 804 and encodes 267 amino acids. The record is from RefSeq and is a predicted model, not a curated record. Gene Ontology annotation, cellular component: extracellular region.